AUUGCCAUUGAGUUCAGGUACGGUGACAGCAGAAGUUAUUGUUUCUGGUAAAAGAAAAGAAGCCGUCGUUGCUUGUGCUUUAGAAGCAUGUCAACUUUUGGAUCGUUUAGGUGAAUUUGAUCCAGAUAAAGAUCGUUCUACUGCUUCUAACUAUACUCGAUCACGAGCUUAUUGGGAAGAUCGUGAUUAUUAUUCAUCUGAUGAAGAUACAUUUGUUGAUCGAACUGGUGCUGUGGAAAAAAAACGUUUAAAUCGUAUGCGUCAAUUAGGAGUACAAGAUACUACUACUAAUGAUCAUCAGAUUAAAACACCAGACGAACUAUUGAACAAUAAUAAUAAUGUUAAAAUUCAUCACAAAAAUGAAAAACGAUUCUCUCAAAAUGCAACUAUGAUUACUGUG
Messenger RNA from Schistosoma turkestanicum, 400 nucleotides. The record is from the annotation of a GenBank genome assembly. Lineage: Eukaryota; Metazoa; Platyhelminthes; Trematoda; Strigeidida; Schistosomatidae.